Messenger RNA from Hemiscyllium ocellatum (epaulette shark), 2866 nucleotides. It is a transcript of the gene cep97, whose product is annotated as centrosomal protein 97. The coding region runs from base 176 to 2779 and encodes 867 amino acids. Lineage: Eukaryota; Metazoa; Chordata; Chondrichthyes; Orectolobiformes; Hemiscylliidae. The transcript is spliced from 11 exons. Gene Ontology annotation, molecular function: protein binding. The record is from RefSeq and is a predicted model, not a curated record.
AUAUUAUAAAGCAAAUUGCGGCUGGAGAAUUAAAGCGGAUAUGUUUGGAGGAAACAGUUUAAACGAAUUGAUUGUUUUUCGAAAAAGAAAGGUGGCGUGUUAUCGAGCCCUGACAGGAGCCAAUCAGUGAGCGGAGCGGUUGCUUGGCGUUAAGCACGCGGGAAGUUGUUGCGUGAUGGCGGCUGAGGGGGGAGAGGAUGCUGACAUGAUGCUUAAAACUGAUAAAAGUGGAAUAGUUGACUUAUCAGGGAUGGGACUGCAGCAUUUGAAUACAGUUGCGCUGUGCCCGACGAGUACUUUUACUCUGAUUCUGGACAAGAACCAACUGACUAAAUUGGAAAAUGUGGAGAAAUGUGGAGAUUUAGUACAAUUGUCUGUAGCCAACAAUCGCCUAGUCCGGAUGACAGGUGUAGCAAAGCUGAUCAAUUUGCGAGUCUUAAACUUGCCUAACAACAGUAUUGGAAAUGUGGAAAGCCUGAAGGACUUGGUUCAUCUGGAGUGGCUGAACCUAGCUGGAAACAACAUUAAGAUGAUGGAACCAGUCAAUAACUGCUUGGCACUUCGACAUUUAGAUUUGUCAGACAACAAUAUUUCCCUGAUAGGUGACCUAUCAAAACUCUUGUCUCUGCGGAUACUGCUAUUGCAUGGAAAUACUAUCACCACACUCCGGUCUGCUUCUAGCCAUCUGCCACCAGACUUGAACAUCCUCUCUCUAGCUGAGAAUGAGAUUAGAGAUCUAAAUGAGGUUUCUUAUCUUGGAUUCCUUCAUGAGUUGGAACAGCUGUCAAUUAUGAGCAAUCCUUGUGUAAUGGCUACCCCCUCCCUCCCUGGAUUUGACUAUAGACCAUAUAUAGUCAGUUGGUGUUUAACCCUGCGGAUUCUAGAUGGUUAUGUAAUCUCACAGAAAGAGAGUCUCAAAGCAGAGUGGCUUUAUAGUCAAGGGAAAGGCCGAUCAUUUCGACCUGGUCAGCAUGUGCAGUUGGUUCAAUAUUUGGCAUCAGUUUGUCCUCUCACGUCAACUCCAGCACUACAAUCUGCAGAGGAUGCUAAACUUGAAAAAAUCCUAAGUAAACAGAGGCUUCACCAAAUGGAGCUUCUGGAGAAGUUCCAGAAUAGCAGCCAUAUUUCACAAUCAAGUCCAACCCGAGAAUUGUCAUUUCAGAGUGAACGCAACAGCCCAACUCAAAGUUGUGAUGGUCAUAAUGUAAAAGGACCCGUAAUUCGAAUUAACACAUGGAUUGGACCAACUGGCCAUGGAGACCAAUGUCAGACAGUUGAGCAGUUCUCAUCAGGACAGACUGCAGGGACUUGUCAUUGUGAGCUCUUCUUGGAGGAUAUUCAGACUGAUGAAGACAAACUUAAUUGCAGUCUUCUUUCUUCAGAGUCUACAUUUAUGCCUGUAACCAAUGCAAUGUCUCCUCUUUCACCUUCCAGCGAUCUAAGGCUUCCGGGAGAUAUCCUGGCUGUAGAGACUGAUGUUAUGUCAUCAUUGCAUUUGGAAACUGGCGAUAUGCAUAAGGACAGCGAUGAUCAAAAAUAUCAGAGGGCUGCAAGAAGAACAGAAAACUAUGGAGGAUGGAUGGAAAAAGCCAUCGAUAAAAGUAAAGAAGGGAAUGACAGCAAAUUGUUCCAUGUAUCCAAUACAAUCAAAUCAUGUGUAAAUGUUGGUUCAAAUGUAAACAAAUGCCUAGAGUCAGCUGCAUUAACAAAAGAGCACAGUUUGCUGGAUAACAGAUUCCCCAAACAGCCACAAAUGGAAGUUGACCAGAAGCUGCUGGGAGAAGACUCAAAGCCAGAUAAAUCUGGUUCAUCUGUAACAGUUGAGCCAAAUCCAGAACUUCUAAAUAAAAUUAAUACAGCAGCCAUAAAGAUUCAAGCACUCUGGCGAGGAUUCUAUGCCAGGAAUUGCAAUAAGAAGGGGAAGGAAGUACGUUGUGAAAUCCGGCUGCGUAGGAUGCAGGAACAUGUACAGUACUUGACUGAGGAACUAAUCAGAUGGAGGAAAGAAUAUGAAGAAGAACGUAUGCAGAGGAUGGUGCAGGAAGAAGCUAUAAAGUUUUUAUGGAACCAGGUUCGGACCCUACAAGAAUGGCAAAUGUGCAUGACGCAGAAGCAGAAUGGAGUAUUGCAGCCUGACACUAAAGAUUCCAUUUCCUCUCAACAUACGUUUAUCCACUCAUCUCAAUGCAUGCCACAGUCUCCCCUCUUGAAUAACCACCUGAGUCCAAACUCUGGACAAGAUACUCACUUGGGCUGUUCAUUGCAAGAAUUUCCCGAUUCUGGCUUUCAGUCAUCAGCCAUCACCCGUAAUUGUCUCCAAGAUUCCCUGAAUUCUCAUCGUAGUUCUUCAGCAGGGAGCACGAACACAGUUGUAGAAGUCCCCUGUGUUAUUACAAAAGACAGUGAGUGUUUGACUGAAGAGCUUCAGGAGCCAGACGCCCUUGAUUCCAGUCUCACACCCAGCAGUAAAGAAAAUUCUGAUAACAGUGAACAGGACAACAGUCUUAUACAGCAGUAUCUUAAUUCAUUAAGGCAACUAGAUGCUGAAGAAGAUGAACCAAAUUUUAGCAGGAGAAUAGAAUGCAGUACUAUGAACAAUGUUCAUGAUUCCCUCUGUGGUGCUUCAGUGCAAAUGUCUGAAGAUUCUAAUACCAAGUUUCCAGAGGUUUUCUGUCAGGCACAAGAGAGUGUCAUUGAAAUUGACAUUGUGGACUGUGUAGAUGUGCAAGGAAAAAGUCACGAGCCAAUUCUGAAGCAUUGUGUAGAUGCCAAUAACUAAUAACUACAGUCAGUUAGGAACAGUGCAAAUAAAAUCAUUUUCUGACUAGAUGCAUACUUAUGUGAAAGCAAUAUUUGAAGGCAUAGA